This is a messenger RNA of Peniophora sp. CBMAI 1063, 1698 nucleotides long. NCBI's taxonomy places the organism in Eukaryota, Fungi, Basidiomycota, Agaricomycetes, Russulales, Peniophoraceae. The record is from the annotation of a GenBank genome assembly.
AUGGAAGUGUACCAGUGGACGGCAAAGCAAGAGCCGGUCACGAUAUCAUACACCACCCCGCACGUAGACAUUGGCUGGAUGAGACUUAUGCAAGUCAAUCACGCAUGGCGCCAGGCUGGUCUCGAGGCCCGCAGUCUGUGGGCAGACAACGUGUGCGCAUUCGCGAGCGUGGAAGCCGUAGAGGAGUUUGCGCAACGAGCGCGCAGAGCACCUCUAACGAUAGAUAUCGAUCACCUCCUUAAGGCGUGCUACGUCAAAAACGAUACCCGCUCCCUGGCGCUGAUAAUGGAAAACCAUGGCGCGUUUCUUAAAAGCGCAAAGACGAUCGUCAGCUCAUUACUUAGGGACGACCCCCACAUAGCACCCUUCAACGUUCUACAUCACGUCAGCCCAGCCAGGUGGUCUUCAGCGUUCCACUUUGGAGUGUACCAGCACCUUAAGAAGCUCACGUACCACGUGUCGACGAACGAGGACGUCCCCAGCAUCCUGGACUCCAAACUCACGUAUCUCGAGGUUCUCACCGUCAGGAAUCAUGAAGUACACGUGGAAGCAGACAACGGAUUUGAGACGCAAUACAAAUCGACCUCGACGUGGAGACAGGGUCCCGUCUUCGAUGCGCAGAGACUACUCGACUGUCUUGGCAUGCACACACGCCUGGAAGUCCUCGUCAUCGACGCUCUCAGGCUCACUGGGUUGGAGAACAUAGAGAGUAAUGGCAUCACUCUAAACUGCCUGCGCCUCGCUGAGCUCAGAGGGCCAAACCUGACGGACAUCUCUCGCUUUGCAUCGCAUCUAUCUUCAGACCCUCGAUGCCGGUAUCGCAUUGCAUCCAAUGUAGAUGGAGUCGUUGUUCCAGCCCAGGCUCUGACCUUGGCCGGCAUAAACAACACCGAACACGUCUUGGCCGUCUUCGAGGUAUCGCGCCUCGUGCAGUGGACUACUUUAUGUCCUGCAAACAGCGACAACGUGCCCCGUCCGCGUUUCUGCGAUGGUUUCCAGGACUUGUCAAAUACUGGCGACGGAGGGCACAUCUCUUUCACACCCUCUGCAUGCGUGGAUGCAGAAAUCAACGGCAGCGCCAAUUUCCUACUCAGACAUCACGCGGUGUCGCGAAAGGCAGCCGGAAACGAGCGGUCGCAAGUGGACGCUUACCUUGGCGUCAACACUCACGCCAUCACCCAUCUCGUCGUGCGAGAGUUAACGCGCCAGUACAACGGGGUCAGCGUCUGGCAAAUGCAAACAGUUCACAUCGACUUCGUGAAAGGGCUGAACGACCUGACGGCCGUUGAAAUCGAAGACGAGAGACUUGCCGUCGUGCUAACCUCGUACAUCAACAGUCCGCAUCUUAAAGACAUCACCAUAGUCUUCAGACAAGAGUGGCUGGGAAAGACCGACCAUACCCUUCUCCGACGAGGCAUCGGCAAGGCGGCAGGGCAGAGCAGGGAACGCUUGAAGAUCACUCUCAAAGGCGUGAGGAGAGAACAUGACGAGAAAGCCGUGAGGAUGUUGAGUGAAGAGGAUAACUGGGACGUUCUGGACGAAAGAGACGCUCGCUCAUGUAAGGCAGGGCAAAGAAACCUGCGCGGGUUUGAGUUAGAUCUACAGGUAAACCAAGACAAACUGGCAUCGGCAAAGGUGAAUAUUGCAAUCCAACUAUUACACAGGACAUCAGGACUAACAACGCGCAGCAGCACUUGA